This is a messenger RNA of Corythoichthys intestinalis (scribbled pipefish), 3287 nucleotides long. RefSeq names its product acyl-CoA dehydrogenase short/branched chain (gene acadsb). Lineage: Eukaryota; Metazoa; Chordata; Actinopteri; Syngnathiformes; Syngnathidae. Bases 65 to 1363 code for a protein of 432 amino acids. Gene Ontology annotation, molecular function: acyl-CoA dehydrogenase activity; flavin adenine dinucleotide binding. The transcript has 11 exons. The record is from RefSeq and is a predicted model, not a curated record. Gene Ontology annotation, cellular component: mitochondrion.
UUCUUUUAAAUGCAACAUCACCUCCCUAGAGUGACGUACACAUGUAAACAUUGUGUAACAAAUCAUGGCUGCCGUCUUGGUGAGGACUCUGUCUAAGUCUUGCAGACAGCUCGCUCGGUCAUGGAUUGGAUGCCAGCCAGGCUGGAGGAGCAGGUCUACCAAAUCUGCGCUGGAGUUGGACUCGGUCCAGACGACCGGGAUGGUGAGCUUCCCUCCCUUGCAGUCAUAUUCAGAAGAGGAGAGUAUGAUGAGGGAAUCGGUGAAAAAGUAUGCACAAGAACGUAUUGCUCCCCUUGUGGCGAAGAUGGAUGAGCAAUCAUUUAUGGAUGAAGCAGUGAUCAACUCUCUUUUUGAACAGGGCCUCAUGGGCAUUGAGAUCGACCCGGAGUAUGGGGGCACAGGCUCGACGUUCUUCUCCUCCAUCCUCGUCAUUGAAGAGCUGGCGAAGGUGGAUGCAUCCGUAGCAGUGCUGUGCGAUAUCCAGAAUACCCUAAUCAACACUCUUUUCAUGCAACUGGGCACAGCAGCUCAGAAAGAAAAGUACCUUAACAGGCUUUCCACAGACAUGAUCGGCAGUUUUUGCCUGUCCGAGGCCGAAUCAGGCAGCGAUGCCUUCGCCCUGAAGACGCGUGCGGAAAAGCACAAGGACUACUAUGUCAUCAAUGGUUCCAAGAUGUGGAUCAGCAAUGCGGAAAAUGCUGGCGUGUUCCUGGUUAUGGCCAAUGUGGACCCCUCGGCAGGUUACAGGGGCAUCACCUGCUUCAUCGUCGACCGGGAAACGGAAGGCUUGGAAAUCUGCAAGAAGGAAAAUAAGCUCGGCCUGCGCGCAUCCUCAACUUGCCCACUCAACUUUGACAACGUCAAGGUGCCCGAGAAGAACAUCUUGGGCAAAAUUGGUCAAGGGUACAAGUACGCUAUCGGAAUGCUGAAUGAGGGCAGGGUUGGAAUCGCGGCCCAGAUGUUGGGGCUUGCACAAGGCUGCUUUGACCACACGGUUCCUUACACAAGGCAGAGAGUGCAGUUUGGAAAAAGGAUCUUUGACUUCCAGGGCAUGCAGCACCAAAUAGCUCACGUGGCAACGCAAAUCGAAGCCGCACGCUUGCUGACGUAUAAUGCCGCUCGUCUGAAGGAAGCAGGCAGACCAUUUAUCAAAGAGGCUUGCAUGGCUAAAUAUUUUACUGCUGAGGUGGCAACGUUGACCACGUCCAAAUGUAUCGAAUGGAUGGGUGGGGUGGGCUUCACCAAAGACUACCCCAUUGAGAAAUACUACAGAGACUGUAAAAUUGGUACUAUCUACGAGGGCACGACAAACAUCCAGCUGUCUACUAUGGCCAAAUUCAUUGAUAAAGAGUAUGACGUUUAAAAUGAUCUUAACCUGGAGCCUGAUAGAUUGCACUACUAAGACUGCCAUGUUACACUCCCUAUGUUUAUUCUCGUUGCGUGUCACAUGACAAUUGAAACGGACUAUGUCGUAGUCUCUGCAUCCCUACAAGAUAUGGAUUUAUGUUACAUUUUGCAACUUUUAAUAUCCCUUUUUGCGGUUCAGUGUGGUCAUCGAGUUCCCUAUUAUUAUCAUUUGACCAUGAAAUGUAUCGCAGUAGGAAUUAAUUCUCUUCAUUUGAAUUUUUCAGUGCCUUUGCUGUGCCCAACGAUUAUAGCAGUUUAUACUCAAAAUACUGGAUUUCAAGUACCGUAAUACUCAUGGAUUAAACAAGUAAUUGUAAACCUACAUGAGACUAGUCAUUCUUUAUAUCACUUAUCUUUACUAGACAUAAAUUCUAAUAAUAAUAAGAGGAACUGUUCCAAAAACACUGUACGGCCUGGUCUACAUGGAAAACUGUGGAAUGGAAUGCUGUGAUUGCAGACUCUUCAUUUUGACUGGGAUCGCUGCCAACCCCUCACAGUUCAAAUCGAUUGGACUAGGGGCGUCACAAAGUUUUAAGAACAGGGGAGGGCUUAGCCCCCAGGAGAUGCACGGGAUGGAAGUGAACGUAGCGUACAAGCACAAAACUUCACAAACAGCUAAUAAAGACCGAUCUUAUAUUCAUUAUUAUUUUUGUUGUUGUCUCAGUCAGUUUGUUUAUACAGUAGAACAACAUGGAAAAAGUGGCUACAGUUGCAAGUUACUUGGUAGAUGGAAGCAUCCAAAAGAAUGCCGUCUAUUUUUAAGGGUGGCAAAUCGGUCUAUUACUCUGACUCCUACAUGUCAAACAAGGUGGUGGAGUUAUUAUUAUCAAGGCCGGCCCAGCCGAUACGCAGACUAUGCAGCUGCUUAGGGCCCCUGACCACUAGGGGGCCCCCCCAAUCUGGCAACCUCAUUUUUUACGUUGUUAAUAGAGCAUCGUGAAUAAUGUGGCACGCAUUGCCGUUUAUCAAUGCAAACAUCAGUUUACUACAGUUUGCUUUAUUUGACUUUUGUGAGUUUUGAUACUUGAUUACAAGCUUAAAAAAUAAAAGUUCUUCAUUAACUUCUUUCUUUUCCUCUUUUGGAAAACGGUUUGGCGCUAUCUACUGUAAGUACUGACAAUCAUUUGGGGUGAGAAGUUUGAAGUAUGCAGUGCAACAAAAUCUGAUUAAUAUAUAAAAUAUGGACGUAUGGGUUGGAUUGCAUGUAUGGGUUUCACAGUACACUGUGACGAAAUGGUGGGCCAAAAAUAUGGGCCCCUUGGCAUUAUUUUUCUUAGGGCCCCCAAAUGGCCUGGGCCAGCCCUGAUUAUUAUUAGUGUAUUAUUAUGAUUAUCCACUGAUGAUAAUCAUACGCAAAUGAGCUCAGCUUCUGUACUCAUCUAUGCGUAAAGUGAGAAAUACAGCUGAUACUCCAGAAGGAAGUCACCCCAAAGAUAGUGUUGAAAAGUGUGCACACUUAACUCUAUAAACAAACAGGACCUUCACAAUGCAUUUCAGACUAACUAGCUUGCAGCAGCUAAGUAGCAGCCUUAUUUUAAAGCUGGGAUGUAACUUUUGACCACAAAAAAAAAAAAAAAAAAAAAAAAAAAAGGUAAGACAUGCGCAGAAAUUGUCUGUAGUGUGCAAGCUAGCUUUUUAUUUGUCAAACACGGAGCAGUUGGUUUAUUAAUGUCAUGGGACUUUUUGCUGUUAGUCGGGGGCUGGAGCUAACUGUUACUAUUAGCAGUGAUAAAUACUUACGUUCUUGGAAAAUCUUAUCUUAUAACCAUCCUUCAUCCAUCUAUUCACGCUUUGCUCUGUGUGCGUCAGAGGUACACACAUAGAUGCCAGUACGGUACUGACUGCGAGGAAGGUCACAGGGACAAUGCGGACUGUAUUUU